GAUUCAACAUAUUCAUCUAUCACCAUCUAUUUCCAAAUCACAACUGAGCAUUGAUUUCAUCACUCACUCCAAAAAUGGCAACUCUUCGAACUCCUGCGCAGUAGGUUGAGCUUCUAACCAAGCCACCUCCCAUUGCCAGACUUCCUGGAGGCGUCUCAGUCGAAUACAACACCGUAGCAAUGUGGCAAGGUCUCAAUUGUGCGGGUAAGAGAACCGACAUAUGUCUGGAUAAUUAUACACCUUUCCAGCGCCACGUAAUCACAAAUGAUCAAUUCGACAAUGCCGCUUGUGCUUUGUACAAUUUACCAAUUGGCGUUGUAUUUACUCUCAUGGGUGGCGGAAACAACAGUGUCCAAGUAGGCAACCUCGAAAGUGGUGGUCACUGUAUUGAUCUAGUCGGUACUGGCAAGACGGAAUCAUGUGACUUUGCUAAUAUCGGUAUGGAUGAUACUGCAUCCAAUUUCUUCUGGCGAAGAGUCGAUCUCAACAUGGGUGCGAUAGAGAUAUUUGCCGAUCCAAACUUUCUCGGGAACCGCGCAACGAUAUGGCUCAGUGAGUGGGAACCUGGAAGAGCUCAAUCGCUCCAGGGUUGGGGAAUUGACAACCUUGCUAGCUCUUUACGCUGGCGCACUUUAUCGGAUCGUCAGUAUGCUUCAUUGUAUAAUACAUGGGCCGGGGAUGGUGACGCUUAUAACAAUGUUAAGGGUUGGGGUAACGUCAAAGAAAUCCCAAAUCUGAAUGAUGUCAGGAUGGAUGACGUUAUAAGCUCUUUCAAGUGGGAAAGAGUGCUUCCCAAGAAGGAAAUCAUUACACCAUUCAAUACUUCAACAAGUAAUGCCGACAGUCAAACAAAUCUCACGUCUGAAAUCUCAGGAACGAACGACUCUACCGAAGUACAACACGUCGAGGUUUCUAUCGAUGAUUCAACAUCCCAAACAGUCACUGUUGAAACCUCAGAUCAACAUGUAGUAGGUGUCAGUGCAUCAUUCAGCCAGACUAUGACUGCCGGUGUAGAAGGUAUUUCAUCUUCUUCAACAACAUGGGGUGUGCAGCUUUCUUAUUCCUAUACAAAUACCACCACCAAGACCAAUUCCACCACCAAGACCGUUGCUUUGAAUGUCAAGCAAACUCUCAAUGCGCCUGCUCGAACCACUUAUAGGGCUACACUAUUGGUGGCACUUGGACGACUUCGUGCUGCUGAGUAUGUAACAACUGCGGAGCGCUGGUAUUCUGAUCCGGUUAUUGGUGGAGUAGCCGAUUCCUCAAAUAAUAAUUGGUACAAGAGAAUUGAAUCUGUGAGAAUGAGCAUGUCGGGAAGUCUAGCAUGUAGGACUGUGGCGAACAUUGUGGCGACACCAAUUCGUUAAGGUCCAAAUUGGUCAUGUUGGCUUUUUUCAUAUUUUUCAUUGUUAUUUCUUUUUUCAGUUUAGAAUCUUGAAUUGUGGCAUAUGUAUCUGGUACCUCACUUCCACGCUCCCUCAUGUUAUAGGUUUUCGAAAUUAUUCACUUGGUCCCUCA
Botrytis cinerea B05.10 is the source of this 1518-nucleotide messenger RNA. RefSeq lists its product as hypothetical. The record is from RefSeq and is a predicted model, not a curated record. NCBI's taxonomy places the organism in Eukaryota, Fungi, Ascomycota, Leotiomycetes, Helotiales, Sclerotiniaceae. The coding region runs from base 180 to 1367 and encodes 395 amino acids. The transcript has a single exon.